AUUGUACGGUCAGAAAAUAGAGUCGAUGAACCCAACAACCAAAAAAAAUUCAGAGGAAGAUAGACAACAGGUGAAACCUAACUACAGACAAUGAAGAUGAAGAAGAAGAACUCCAACACUCUCUGUCUCUCUCUCCAUUAAUGUUUCUAUAUUCAUUUAUGGAAGAGUCUGUCAGAGAGAGAGACUAGGGUUUAACUGAAGAGAUAACCCACUUGCGGUGUUAAAAGUGUAUUUCAACCCUAAUUUCUGACAAUCAAAGCUUGUUCCAGUACUGAUGAUGAAUCUCUUCUCUCUCUUUCGGCCUCUUCCUCAAGCAUGACCUCAUCAUCUACUCGGUUUCACCUCUCGUCAAACCCUUCUCCUAUUGUUUUUCAUUAUAAUUUAUCCACGUUUUCUACAAUAUUUGUUUAGAAUUCUCAUGGAUGUAGUAGCCGAAACCUCACUUCUCAAUCCACCCACAUUCUUUACUGGUUCCAAACGUUCACUUCUCGUUCUGUAUCACCGUCAAUGUCAGAUUAGAACAAUAUCCACUAAGAAUUUCCUUAGAAAUCUCCGUUACUCUUCUCGAAUUCCAACCAAUUGUGUGGUUCCGUAUCGGAGCAGCGACUUAUUCAGUUCGAGAUUCCGAAAAAAUGAGGCUUUUGAUAUUGUAGCUAAAGAUAGUGAGGUUGUUCGUGGUGUUGAAGACUCGGUUACCGGUGUGAAUUUAGGGUUUCUCGAGGUUUCUGUUGUGAGGCGGGGAACUUUGUUGGCUGCUACUGUUUUUACUGUUUUAUUGUUUUGGUGUCGACGAGUUUUUGCAAUGGAGGGUGUUGUCAAUUUGGGUUAUGGGGUUAUAGGACAGAGAAUCUUGUUGUUGAAGAGUUAUUGGCCAAAAGUGUUGCAAGUUCUUAUGAUUUUCAAAGAGCAAGGUUUAGUUUUGGCUGCACUUCUGGGUCUCUCUGCAUUUUUUUCUAUGGCCGAAACUUCAAUUACCACGCUUUGGCCUUGGAAGGUGCGAGAGUUGGCCGAGAAAGAGCCCGAGGAUGGUGUCUUCAAAAUGCUUCGCAGUGAUGUUACUCGGUUCCUAACAACUAUACUUAUUGGCACAACUGUGGUAAACAUUGGAGCAACUGCACUUGUCACAGAAGCAGCAACGGCAGCAUUUGGCGAAGCUGGUGUGAGUGCAGCAACUGGAGUGAUGACGGUUGCUGUUUUGCUCCUCACUGAAAUUACUCCGAAAAGUAUAGCUGUACACAAUGCCACUGAGGUUGCUAGGUUUGUGGUCAGGCCAGUGGCGUGGCUUUCCUUAAUAUUAUAUCCUGUGGGAAGAGUUGUUACAUAUCUAUCAAUGGGAAUGCUAAAAAUGCUCGGUCUGAAAGGAAGAAGUGAGCCAUAUGUUACUGAAGAUGAACUGAAGUUAAUGUUGCGAGGAGCAGAAUUAAGUGGGGCAAUAGAGGAGGAAGAACAGGAUAUGAUUGAAAAUGUGUUGGAGAUAAAAGAUACCCACGUUAGAGAAGUAAUGACACCUCUUGUGGAUGUUGUUGCCAUUGAUGCCAGUGCAACACUCGUUGAUUUUCACAACUUGUGGGUGACUCAUCAGUAUUCUAGGGUGCCUGUUUUUGAGCAACGUGUUGAUAAUAUAGUGGGUAUUGCUUAUGCUAUGGAUCUUCUAGAUUAUGUUCAAAAGGGGGAGCUACUAGAAAGUUCUGCUGUGGGAGAUAUGGCACAGAAACCUGCAUAUUUCGUCCCUGAUUCAAUGUCAGUUUGGAACCUUCUUAGAGAGUUUCGCAUCAGGAAGGUCCACAUGGCUGUUGUUCUUAAUGAAUAUGGUGGAACUGUGGGAAUAGUAACCCUAGAAGAUGUGGUUGAGGAAAUUGUUGGUGAAAUUUUUGAUGAAAAUGAUUCAAAAGAGGAAAUCCAGAAAAAAACUGGUUAUAUUGUAAUGCGAGCAGAGGGAAUAUAUGAUGUGGACGCAAAUACAUCAAUUGACCAGCUUUCUGAAGAUCUCAAUAUCAAAAUGCCUGAGGGCCAUCAAUAUGAGACAGUGUCCGGUUUUAUCUGUGAGGCAUUUGGAUAUAUCCCAAGGACUGGUGAGACCAUAAAAGUAGUAGUUGAAAAGGGAAACCAAGAAGAGCAUGAUGAAUAUACUGAAGCAGAAUCUGACCGUCAAGAUGAAAAGGGAAAACAUCAAAUUUUUAAGCUUGAGAUAUUGGCAGGAAAUGCCAGAAAGGUGAGUGCAGCUCGGUUUGAACGGGUAAACCAUGAUGAGGCUAAAUCAAAAGCGAAAGAGGUAACACGCACAUUUCCUAAAAUUAUGAAAAGGAAAUGGAGUAGCAAUGAAGACUCAGACAAGACUGAUUAUGAUGAGGACUCCUACCAAAAGAGAGCAGAGAAUGACCUUUCUGAUGGCUAUAUAAUUAAUGAACAUGAACUUGAACAUGAACAUGAAGGUGAUCGUGAGCAUCUCGGUAAACAGUAGUAGCAUUCUUCACAUUCUUCCCGUUCUUGCAACGAAAAAAUGGGAGUAAGAAAUAAACCAUGUAAAAAAAAAUCCACAAAUGAAGAGAAGUAUCAAUAUGAGUUUUGGUGCAGAGUCCUUUGUAGAAACACGGCUGUCAUUUGAAGCUAUUGAUGCAUGCAUUUGGAGCCUUGUUAUAUAUUUUAUAUUAUUUAAAAAAGGGGGAGAAUCAGCAACUGUUGUGCAGCAUCCAAAAAGAGUUACUUUCGCCAAUCAAUCUUAGGAGUGGUGUUGUUGGUUUGGUGGAUGUGAAGAGAAAGGCAAAGGGCUUGUUAAGCGAGAAAAGGGUGGGGAGCUCGAAUUGUAGAUUAUGGUGGGAUUUCUUUGAUGGAAUAAAAGGAAGGGCUGGUAACUCUGUCGGUUUGUUCUGUUGGGCUUUCGAGAAGAUGGUUGCCUUUUUGGUUUGCUUUUGGAGGAUAUGUAUUUGUCAUUUUUUUUUAACCUCAUUAAAACGUCCUCUCUUGGUCUCUCCUUUUUGUAGAGGGCACAGCGUAAGGAGGUGAGGAUGUGCUAGUCAAGACAAGGGUUGGAAGAUGGAAUAAUUUUUGAGGUUCUGUUCAUGUUUUUAAAUUUACUUUGAUUGAGCCCUUUCCUCAUAUGGAGAGGAGAGAAAGAUAAGCCACCAAAAGGUACAAUUCCUGUCCUGUGUGUGUGUGUGUGUGUUUAAUAAGCACUUUUUGCGGUGUCUAGUUGCUGGAUGGUAAUGGCAUGGGGGAGGGAAAGUGACUGGUGAGAGAGAGUACAGGAAAACGAGUUGUGUGAGGGAAGCAAAAAUAUGAUGAUAGGCUACCAGAAUCGAAAUGGUUUGGAUUUUUAUGAUGGGAUGAUGGGUAUCAAAAGAGAUUUUAUUGUUUACAAGGUUGUGAUGUUCUGUGCUGAGCGGUUGCAGACAUUGGCUAAGCUGCCUAUACGGUCAUUUGAUUAUAUAUGAUUGAGUGCUUCUUAAGGUUACGAUUUUUGUUGCUGAUGCAUGCUGGAUAACUAGGAUCAAUGUGGUUGACCUCACUUUUUUUUUCUUUUUUUUUUUAUAAUAAAAAUAACAAUAUUGAGUAGAUUUGUCACCACUCUUUUGUUGUCUGUAUAUUUAUUUAGAUUUUUUUAUUGAUAAUGUGGGAAGAUUAUUGUGGGUGAAUCAACAAAUCCACAACACUUGAGACAAGGUAAAAGAUUGGUCCUCCAGCAGUUUAAUA
Molecule: messenger RNA, 3690 nt
Organism: Camellia sinensis
Lineage: Eukaryota; Viridiplantae; Streptophyta; Magnoliopsida; Ericales; Theaceae
Product: putative DUF21 domain-containing protein At3g13070, chloroplastic
Molecular function (GO): flavin adenine dinucleotide binding
Source: RefSeq, a predicted model, not a curated record